Molecule: messenger RNA, 2462 nt
Organism: Pelmatolapia mariae (spotted tilapia)
Lineage: Eukaryota; Metazoa; Chordata; Actinopteri; Cichliformes; Cichlidae
Gene: bpgm
Product: 2,3-bisphosphoglycerate mutase
Exons: 3
Coding region: 128-904 (258 amino acids)
Biological process (GO): glycolytic process
Molecular function (GO): intramolecular phosphotransferase activity
Source: RefSeq, a predicted model, not a curated record
AUCGACAACGUCCAGGGGACGCUACCGUGCUUGGCCUGUGGUGUACUGCUGUCAACAUUAACGGGUGUACCAGCUACAUUUAGCCGGAUAUAAUAUUCUAACGCGGUGCCUGCAGCGAACUCUCCGGAUGUCCAAGUACAAACUGUUUCUGCUGAGACAUGGAGAAGGGGCCUGGAAUAAAGAGAACCGAUUCUGCAGCUGGGUGGACCAGAAGCUGAGUGAGAAUGGGGUGAAGGAGGCCCAGGACUGUGGAAGGCUCUUGAAGGAGCAGGGAUACAAGUUUGACAUCGUGUUCACAUCCAUACUUAGCCGCUCAAUUCAGACAGCAUGGCUGGUGAUGGAGGCUAUGGGUCAGGAAUGGGUCCCUGUUGUCAAGUCCUGGAGGCUUAAUGAACGACACUACGGCUCUCUGAUUGGACUCAACCGGGCAGAAAUGGCUCAGCAACAUGGAGAGGAAAAAGUGAAGCUGUGGAGAAGGAGCUAUGACAUCACUCCACCCCCGAUUGAUGAAUCCCACCCUUACUUCCAUGAAAUCUACAACGACCGUAGAUACACCACAUGUGAUGUCUCGAAGGAGAAGCUUCCCCGAGCUGAGAGCCUGAAGGAGGUGUUGGACAGGCUGCUGCCAUACUGGGACAGCACUGUGGUGCCAGUGAUAAGGAAAGGCAAGACUGUCCUCAUUUCUGCUCAUGGAAACAGCUGCAGGGCCCUGCUGAAACACCUGGAAGGUAUAUCAGAUGAGGACAUUGCCAGCGUGACUUUACCUACAGGGAUACCUGUGCUGCUCGAGCUGGAUGAAAAUCUCAAGCCGGUGAAACCUCGACAACUGCUGGGAGACCAGGAAAAGAUUCAGGCAGCCAUUAAAAAGGUGGAAGACCAGGGAAAAGCCAAAACAACAACUUGAACGCAUUGCAAUAGUUGUAAGACGUAAUAUAGUUUAAUUCUUGCUGCCUCUGAGCACUUUUUUAUUAGCUAUGGCAAAUGCCAAACUCAACAAACUUGAAUAACUCGUUAUGUAAUAACAGACAACUGCAACAACAGAUUGUCAUUCUACUGGGACACGGAGAAGUUCAGAGAUGUGUGUGUGUGUGUGUGUGUGUGUGUGUGUGUGUGUAAAUGUUUUAAUGUUGUGCUGAAUGUUUUUGUGUAAGCACUGAGAAGGCAUUUGGUCUGUAGCUUGAAUGCCCCCGUGAAAGCCUGCUUGGUAACACUUAAGUGUUUUAUUUAUUUAUUUAUUUAUUUAGUUAUUAGGUUACUUGCGCUGUAACUCUACUUUACAGAUUCAUAGCAAUGCACUGAUGCGGCAAAAUCUUAAAAUGCAAAACAUAUUUCCUCUCUUAAAGGUGUUUUUGUGUGACAGGGUUUUUAACCUGUGCCUUCAGUCUUUAUUCAGCACCUGAAACAGGUCUUUUAUUGAAAGUGGACCUGCUAUGCUUUUCCUUAUUUACCUUCAGGUGUGCGCUGUUACAUUGAUGGAUGGAAAAAGCACUUGUUUGAAACCAGUUAAACACUUGGUUUCAAACUGUUUUUUUCUAAUCUGGCCUCUGUGUGAUGUCACUGAGAAGGGAUAUUCUUUAUACAGCCAUCUCAGGCAGACGGCUCUAGCUCUGACUACUUGGUUUAAAGGGAGACACACUAAAACGGCUUGUUUCAUACAGUGGAUGAACUGAGGUGCGCACAAAGGCCAGCUGUGAGAUAAACGGGGAUUAUUUUGAACUGUGAAUCAUGCAAAGCUACUCGUGUAGAGUCCAAGAAUAUGAAUAUGGAGCUGGAAUCAGCAGAACAGGUUCUCUUGAAGAAUAAAAGCACUCCAUUAACAAAUCUUACCUCAGAAAAAUUACAAACCAGCCCAUUCAUUCCAAGAAUUGGGUAAUUAUAAGCCACUCAAAUGCUGUAAAAUGCUGAAAUCGAAUGUGGAUAAGUUACUGAUACUUUUUAAUGGCCUACUCGAUGCAGCAGAAUCUGCUUUUCUAUGUGCUUUAAACAGUACAUCAACUCUGACACAUAACAGAUUGAGUUUAAAACACUGUGGCUUACACUCAUGGUUAUAUUGGCAUGACAACUAGCUAUUUUUAUUUCUUAAUUACAGUCAUAUAUGGGCCAUUUGAUGUUAUGUAAUGAAAGAAGAUGUCACUGUCUGCACAUUGUCUUACAGCAGAACUAUCUUACCGCUGUAUGUGGCUCACGCUGCUUUAAUGUUUUCAAUAUGUUGUAAAGUGUGUCUUGUGUGUAAAUGUAAAUGUUGUGUCUCUUUUUUUGUUUUUUGUUCUCGGUUUCUUGCAUUUCGCUGCCACUGUAACGUGUAACCGGUUUGUUAGGUCAGCAGGCGAAAUGGAUACAUUUUGAACAUUUCUAGGUACUAAAGGGUAGAAACACUGAUAUAUUUGUAUUUCCUGUAAGCUAGCUUAAUGACUUCCCUGCUGUUCUCACCUUGCCAUUUGAGAGUUUUCAAGAUUAAAUAA